AUGAAUUCAGAAAAAGAUUAUGCUCCCCUUUCCCUUGCUUGUGUGCGAGCACUUAAUGAAAAAUUGUAUGAUAAACGAAAAGCAGCAGCUUUGGAAAUCGAAAAAAUGGUAAAAGAUUUUGCUGCAAGAAAUGAUACAGUUCAAAUACGCAAAAUUUUAAAAGUUUUAGGAGAUUUUGCUACUUUUUCAAAUGCUAAUGCUAGAAAAGGUGGACUUAUAGGUUUGGCUGCUGUAGCCAUUGCUUUGGGAAAAGACACAGCACAAUAUAUAUCCAGUCUCAUAACUCCUAUUUUAGCAUGUUUUUCGGAUUCGGAUGUCAAAGUUCGUUACUGUGCAUGUGAAUCUUUAUACAAUGUAGUAAAGGUUGCCAGAGGAGCUGUAUUAGACCAUUUUACUGAAAUAUUUAGUGGCUUAAGUAAUUUAGCUACAGACCCUGAUCUUGGAGUUAAAAAUGGCUCAGAAACAUUAGACAGAUUAUUAAAGGAUAUUGUUACAGAAAGUACAACAUUUGAUUUAAUUAGUUUUAUGCCAAUGCUUAGAGAAAGAAUAUCAACAAAAAAUGAUUUUGCUAGACAAUUUAUAAUUUCUUGGGUAUCUGUCCUUGACACUGUACCACAUUUAGAUAUGGUCUCUGUCUUGCCUGACAUUCUUGAUGGUUUAUUUAAAAUUUUAGAAGAUCCCAAGCCUGAAAUAAAAACAAUUUGCAGUACAUUGCUUCUAGAGUUUUUAAGGAGUAUUAAAGAGGAACCUUCAAGAGUUGAUUUUCAGGGAAUGAUUAAUAUUCUUGUUCAACAUGCACAAUCUCAAGAUGAUUUAUUGCAAUUUACUGCCAUCACUUGGAUCAAAGAGUUUGUGCAGCUUUCAAAUAAAGAUAUGCUUCCUUAUACCUCUGGGAUUUUAAUAGCUGUUUUACCCUGUUUGUCUUAUGAGAAUGAUUCUAAAAGAAAUAUUAAAGAAACAGCCAAAAUAGUAAAUUUUAGUUUAAUGAAAUUAUUUACUGAUGAAAAUGAUAAUGAUGCUUUAGAUCUCAGUUCAAUUGUUGAAGUACUCAUGAAAUUUUUAUCACAAACAAAAGUACCCACUAAAGUGGCAGUUUUAAAAUGGAUUUAUCAUCUUCAUUCGAAAACUCCAAAUCAGAUGUUUGAUCAUGUGGAGAAACUUUUUUUGGUGUUGCUAAAAGUUUUAUCAGAUUCUUCGGAUGAAGUCGUUCAACAAGAUUUAGAAGUUUUAGCUGAAAUUGUUUCUUAUCAAACGGAUGGUAAAUCUUCUGACCAAACAUCCGAUUUAAGUAUGAAUCGAUAUUUUCCAGAAUUUAUAAAUAGUUUGUUGAAAUUAUUUAGUACUGACAGAAGAUUAUUAGAAGAACGUGGCUUUUUUAUAAUUAGGCAGCUAUGUACUCUUUUAAAUGCAGAAGUUAUUUACAAAGCAUUUUCUGAAGCUCUUGUAAAAGAAACCAAUUUAAAAUUUAUAAGCACAAUGAUUGACUACCUAAAUACAAUUUUACUCACUUCAUCGGAAUUAUUUGAAUUAAGAAAUAAAUUGAAAGAUCUUGAAACUGAAGAUAGUCGUGCUUUAUUCGAAAGUCUUUAUUAUUGUUGGUGCCAUAAUCCAGUUGCGACAGUAGCUUUAUGUUUGUUAAGUCAAAAUUAUGCUCACGCCUGCGAAUUAAUUCGAAAAUUCGGUAAUUUAGAAGUAACGAUAGAGUUUCUCAAAGAAAUAGACAAAUUAGUUCAGUUAAUAGAAUCUCCCAUAUUUUCAUAUUUAAGAUUAGAGCUUUUAGAAGUUCCUCAUAAUCAACAUUUAGUUCAAGCUUUAUAUGGACUUUUAAUGUUACUCCCACAAACUGAAGCCUUUCAUACGUUACGACAACGUUUAGAUUGCAUUCCCAGUUUGCAUUUAAAUGAUUUCAGCCAUCAAACCGAAAGAAAAAAUAAUAAAAAUAAUGACAGGUUUAAUUAUUCGGUACUCUUGGAACAUUUUCUAUCGAUUCAAGGUCAACAUAGUAGGGAUAAGAUAACUAGUCGAGCAUCGGGUUUAUUGGAAAGAGGCGUAAAACAACAUAAUUUGGAUACAAACAAUUAG
Pediculus humanus corporis (human body louse) is the source of this 2082-nucleotide messenger RNA. RefSeq lists its product as uncharacterized. Gene Ontology annotation, cellular component: PAS complex; endosome membrane. Gene Ontology annotation, biological process: positive regulation of kinase activity; phosphatidylinositol biosynthetic process. The record is from RefSeq and is a predicted model, not a curated record. The coding region runs from base 1 to 2082 and encodes 693 amino acids. The transcript has 10 exons. Lineage: Eukaryota; Metazoa; Arthropoda; Insecta; Psocodea; Pediculidae.